Molecule: messenger RNA, 600 nt
Organism: Cornus florida
Lineage: Eukaryota; Viridiplantae; Streptophyta; Magnoliopsida; Cornales; Cornaceae
Exons: 1
Coding region: 1-600 (199 amino acids)
Source: RefSeq, a predicted model, not a curated record
AUGGCCUUCAACCACCACACCACUACUGCCUUCCAUCAUCACUCCUCCUCCACCUCCAUCGCCAUCGCCACCACUACUUCUACCAUAUCCACCUCCACCAACCUCUACCACUGCCAUCGCCUUUCACCAUCACCGCUACCUCCACUGUCUUCCACCACCACCACCACCACCACCACCAUCGUCAUCUCCACUGCUUUCCACCACAACCACACCACUACCAUUGUCACAACCUUCUACCGCUAUCACCUACACCACAGACGCUUUCCACUAUUGCUUCCACCACCGCCAUUGUCAUUGCCUUCCAACAACACCACUAUUGCCUUUUGCCACCACCACCACCGCCGCCUUCUAAUACCACCACCGCUUCCACCUUCACCACUAUCUACUAUCGCUGUUAUUUCUUUUAAAAAAAUUAUCGUCACCACUACCACCAUUGUCACCACCAUCACUUCUAUCGCCACCACUACCGCCUUCCACCACUAUCACUUCCACCACCACCACCACUGUUUUGGCCUUCCACCACCAUACCACCACUACAUCCACUGCCUUCCAUCACCACCGCCUCCUCCAUUGCCACCGCCACCACUACUUCCACCAUAG